CCGCAUGGUCGUUCUAUCACGAAGUUGGCAGCAGGAGUGGGGCGAGAGCUCGGCUGCGAGCAUCUCCCUUUCAGUGACCUAAUAGGAAAUUAUUCGUUUUGCCACCCGCAUGGUCGUUCUAAUAGGAAAUUAUUCGGUUGCUAGUAUUGACUUGGUGACUGUCGUCGUUAAUAUUUUUUUUGUCCCUAGUAGAUUAUUUUUGUUACUGUGCUAAUUGAGGCUUAAAUCUAGGGUUUUUAAGAAUAUAAGCCAAAACAGAACAAUGUCAAACAGGAUAUAGAAAAUGAAAACAAAGAAACUGAUAAUCGAAUCAUUUUAAACCAGCUCUAUGGGUUUCUUAGUUCAUAUUAUUGUGAUAAAGGGCUCUUAUUUGGUUUCCUCAUUUGAGUUUCUCGACGUUGGGGCGAUAAGUUGGUACAAAGUUUAUGCACGUUAGACUAUUGGAUUAAUUUUUAGCUCAAUUUAAUGCUUCAAUACCGUGUAUGCUUAAUAGGAAAUUAUUCGUUUUGGAGAAUUUGAAUGUUUAUGAAGAAGUAUCACUGUUUUGGCUGGUUUUGGUCAUUCAAGCCUUUGAUUAGAAAAAGGAAGGGAAAAAAUUUCGGCCUCUAGAUUUUCGUUUGUUCCUUGUAGCAAAUAUGUGGGGGCUUACAGCAAUUUUAUAGCUACUAAACAACUAUUGACUAAAGUAUGUACAUGGUUAACUAGCUGUGGAGCUCCCAGAAUAAUAAGUCAUAUCCAACUGAAAACGGAUGUCAUCCAUGUGUGAUGUGCCUUCCAAGUUAUUGUUGUAAUAUCUGAGCUGUUGACUGUCUUCUAUUUCCAGCGUAUCUAAGUUAUUUUUCAUUACAAUGUAUUUAAGAAGACAUGAUUAAUGUUGUUACACUUGUACUUCUGUCAUGAAUGGAUUCACUUCUCUUUCUACUUCUAUAAAAUUCAAAAAUCAAUUGAAAAAUACAUUGAUUCUUGUAUUCAUAUUUCUGGCACUUAUAUUCUCUUUUGCAAUUUCAUGUAAAUUGUUAAAUAAAAGUGGUGAAGCGCAGCACGUUGAGUGGAGUAAAAUCCAAACACCAACAGACAAGGUAGUAGUGCCUUAUGAUACCUUAGCAUCUGUACCAGAAGAUGCAGCUCAAACAAAGAGUCUCUUGGAUCAACUUGUGGUGCUAAAGCUUAAUGGUGGCUUGGGAACGACAAUGGGCUGCACUGGUCCUAAAUCUGUCAUAGAAGUUCGGAAUGGUUUGACUUUUUUAGAUUUAAUUGUCAUCCAAAUUGAGUCUCUCAAUAAGAAGUAUGGAUGCAAUGUACCCCUGCUUCUAAUGAACUCAUUCAACACACAUGAUGAUACACAGAAGAUUGUAGAAAAAUAUGCCAAAUCAAAGAUCGAGAUUCUUACUUUUAAUCAGAGUCAAUAUCCUCGACUGGUUGCUGAUGAUUUUCUGCCACUGCCAUCUAAAGGGGAAACGGGGAAGGAUGGAUGGUAUCCCCCUGGGCAUGGUGAUGUUUUCCCGUCCUUGAUGAACAGUGGGAAACUGGACACACUAUUGUCACAGGGCAAAAAAUACGUCUUUGUUGCCAACUCGGAUAACGUAGGAGCUGUGGUUGAUUUAAAAAUUCUGAAUCAUCUUAUACAAAACAAAAACGAAUAUUGCAUGGAGGUCACACCCAAAACAUUGGCUGAUGUGAAGGGAGGCACUCUAAUUUCAUACGAGGGAAAAGUGCAGCUACUGGAAAUUGCACAAGUUCCUGAUGAGCAUGUUAAUGAGUUCAAGUCAAUUGACAAAUUCAAGAUCUUUAACACGAACAACUUGUGGUUGAACUUGAGCGCGGUUAGAAGACUUGUGGAAGCACAAGCACUUAAGAUGGAGAUUAUUCCCAACCCAAAGGAAGUCAACGGGGUUAAAGUUCUCCAGUUAGAAACAGCAGCUGGUGCUGCAAUUAGGUUCUUCGAUAAUGCUAUUGGCAUCAACGUUCCACGAUCUCGAUUCCUUCCAGUGAAAGCAAGUUCAGAUUUGCUUCUUGUUCAGUCCGAUCUUUACACUGAAAAGGAUGGGCAAGUGAUUCGUAACCCAGCUAGAACAAACCCUGCUAACCCUUCAAUCGAAUUGGGCCCUGAAUUCAAGAAGGUUGGAGACUUCUUGAAGCGUUUCAAGUCCAUCCCCAGCAUUAUCGCGCUCGAUAGCUUAAAGGUUUCUGGUGACGUAUGGUUUGGAGCUUCUGUGGUUCUCAAGGGUAAAGUGGUGGUCGCUGCAAAAUCAGGAGAGAAAUUGGAAAUUCCCGAUGGAACUGUACUUGAAAACAAGGAGGUGCAUGGUGCUGGAGAUAUCUAAACAGACGACUGCUGAUUAGCUUAUGAAUUAAGAGUUCACUUUGCAUGGUGGCUGCUUUGUCUUUAGGUUUUGGUAGUAAGCAUAUUGUAUCCAAUAAAACUGCACCAAUUUUUUGCAAUGCUUUUCCAACUUUGCUCAUCAUUUCAACUAUAUCUUCGUUGGAGGAUUUGGUUCCGGUGAAAAGGAGAGUAAGGUGAAAAGCGUAAGAAGAGAUCUCAAUUUCUUAGAUGCAUAUUAAGAUGAGAUGUACUGAGAUUAAUCCCCGUAUCAAAUGCAAU
Messenger RNA from Cynara cardunculus var. scolymus (artichoke), 2602 nucleotides. RefSeq names its product UTP--glucose-1-phosphate uridylyltransferase-like. The record is from RefSeq and is a predicted model, not a curated record. Gene Ontology annotation, cellular component: cytoplasm. Bases 897 to 2324 code for a protein of 475 amino acids. Lineage: Eukaryota; Viridiplantae; Streptophyta; Magnoliopsida; Asterales; Asteraceae. The transcript has 19 exons. Gene Ontology annotation, biological process: UDP-alpha-D-glucose metabolic process; glycogen metabolic process. Gene Ontology annotation, molecular function: UTP:glucose-1-phosphate uridylyltransferase activity.